UAAUUGAAGCCGUUAAAAGUUGUGAAGGUUGAAAAACGUCAGUGACGUUUUUUGUCAUUUAUUUUAAAUUUUGUUUUUGUUUAAUAGUGCAUUCCAGUAGAAAGUAGACAUUUAAUAUGAAACAUUAAAGAAGAAAAUCCUACCAUAGUUUAACAUCCGACUAAUAGCUACAUAAGUCAAAAAUGAGAAUGUUUAUUGGUUCGUCUUCGACGGUGGUGAAAUUUCACGAAAUUGGCGCUACAUCCGUCUCAUACACAUUCGAACCUACAUCCAAAGUCGAUGGUCCGUGUAGAAGCAUAUCAUGGUCUAAGGACGGCAACUGGCUAGCCGUCGUUCCCCAUCUAGGAUUUGCUGAAAUUAUCACACUUAAAGGUCACUGCAAAUUACUUCAAACAGUACAGGAUGUUAUCGAACCUUCCUGCGCCAGCUUUCAGAAUUUAACAAAGCGAAACAUAGCGGUCGGAACAAAGCACGGACAGGUGCUUUUAUACGAUGUUAAGUCUAAGAGUAUCAAAUCCAGAUAUCCUAGAACGACCUGCUCUGUUACACAUGUAGGAUUUACUGCUAAAGACACUCAUUGCUAUGCCGGAUGCUCGAAUGGCGACCUAUUACUGUUUAACAACGUUGCUAAAAGUUUGUCGUGUACUAUGAAGGUGCCUAAAUCAAAUUCCUUGACAUCAGUACAAGCGCAUAGUCAAAGAAGAAAUUUCUUUGUGGGUGGAAGCAAUGAAGGUAUCGUAGCGGUGUGGGAUACUAACGUCAACAAAGUAAAAUUUUACAACGAUGCCCAUAAAGCUCCAGUUACUUCAACCAUAUUUUCUCCAAUAAACGCCGCGCUGGUUAUUUCGGCGGGUUUAGACAGACAAGUGUGCGUGUUUGAUGUUGAUGAUAGGCAGAGAAUCGCUUGUAUUCCAGUCGAAAAUAAUGUAACAUCUUUGGACUUUACCGAAGACGCAACGCAUAUCGCCAUGGGGUCUCAAAACGGUAAAAUGCACGUAUACGAUUCGCGCAAUCUUCAAACUCCCGUUUACUCGUUUGAAGCCCACGAAUCAGCCAUUAGACAUCUAGCCUUUCAAAAUUCUUCGUCAGAUUCGGUUAAUAACAACAGUUCGGUCGGCAGUAUUGUUACCGAAGAAGUUUCACGACCUUCUAGAAGUACCGAAGCAGUUGCCGUUAGAAAAAAGCGAACCAGUGACAUAUUUGGCGUCAUAGUUGAAGCGAAUGCUCCCGAUAAUGACAUAUCUGACAGCCCAAGAUCAUCUGUUUUAACAACCCAAGAUGGAGGUGAUUCUUUCAUUCAAGCUUUGGGUCUCGAUAAGAAUGAUACUGCGGACUCGAUGAAAUUUGAAGAGAGUAUUCAUGAAAAUAAAAGUAGAGAUUGUCUCAGUGGUAAACGUACGUCUUUGAGUUCUUUUACGCCAAACCCUACAAGAACAGUGCAUGAAAAACUGGGUUUAUACGACUCCAAAUCCAUCAAACAAUCCACUCCAAAAAUAUUAGCUGAAAAUUUUCCGCCUGUGUUUUCUCCUAUAACUUCGGAACAGAAUCGUUCAAAAUCUCAAGCAGUUUUGCCAACCGUUUCGGGAAUACAAACUAUAACCAAAGAAGCCGUUCAAGAUGAAGUUAAAAAGGCUAUCGAUGAUUUGAGAAGCGACAUUAAGCAAGAUAUUAUGCAGUCGGGUGCUCAGAUAAGGAGGAUGAUGCUGGAUUUCCAUCUGGCCAUGGUGAAGGAAUUUAUGAAAAUGGAAAAUUACUGUAACAGUAUUAGGAAUGAAAUUAACCCAGACGCAGCCAUCAAUCGCGACAGUUAUCUUUUGGAGGAGAAUAUGCACCUGAAAAAGAAAAUUGAAGAGUUAGAAAUACGAAUAGCUAAUUUUUCGAAUAAAUCGGAUGUAACUAGCGACGAUUAAAUGUAUCCUCAAAUUUUAAUAAACCUGUGUCUAUGUUAA
Molecule: messenger RNA, 1949 nt
Organism: Sitophilus oryzae (rice weevil)
Lineage: Eukaryota; Metazoa; Arthropoda; Insecta; Coleoptera; Curculionidae
Product: protein NEDD1-like
Exons: 2
Coding region: 183-1910 (575 amino acids)
Biological process (GO): mitotic cell cycle; microtubule nucleation
Cellular component (GO): ciliary basal body; centriole; spindle pole
Molecular function (GO): gamma-tubulin binding
Source: RefSeq, a predicted model, not a curated record